AUGUCCCCACCGACGAUUGACGUACGGGCUAUUGCAGCCGCGGCCUUGGACCUGUCGUCGGCAGCCCAAGGCCAUCAUCAUGUUAACGUGAUAAACCCACCUUCGUUUGCCCUGCCACCGCUCGAGCCGCGGUCGAUUCCGGCACCGACCAACAACAACAAUAGGCUCCCACAGCUGCCACCAUUAAACUCGGUUUUCUUCCCGUGGUCGCCAAUCCAGGUCCAGCAACAUCAUCCUUACCUACUACAACAACCGGUUGUUUCAACGGGCCCGCGCAUACCGCCACCAGGGUAUCCCGACGCGGCGUGGCAUCCCCACCUCUUGCUGCACCCGCCCGCACCAGUAUCCACACCGGUGCUGCUGCCGCAUUCUCGACAUUGGCCCGGUGAGCCGGUCCGGCCUCUUCAACCUGCUCCAAACGUAAAUGAGCAGCAUGCCGAGAUACAAUUUGGAAGUGAGAGGCUUGGGCAACCCCCCCAAACGGGGCCUAGGGGCGAAGGGCAAGACGAGGAAAGCGGAGCGCAGCAGACGUUACCACCGCGAAAAUUGGUAGAGCGUUUCCGGGCUUCUCUGGAGGAACAGCUGAAACUCGAUUAUCGCUGCUUCGACCAGAAGGCACGACAGCAAAAACAGGCUGAGCUGGCCGAGCUGGAACGAGAGAAUAAGACCUUCAAGCUGCAGAAGAAGGCGGCAGAAAAGAUCACAGACGAAAAGCAGCGGGCGUACCAAUUGGACCGGGUGAAUCGCAACCAUGUCAAGAGAGUCGUUAACAUCCGCAAGAGGCACAGGCGGUAUCCUCGGGCUCAAGAGGUUUGGCAAAUCACCACCACCAAGAGAUAA
Molecule: messenger RNA, 840 nt
Organism: Chaetomium globosum CBS 148.51
Lineage: Eukaryota; Fungi; Ascomycota; Sordariomycetes; Sordariales; Chaetomiaceae
Exons: 2
Coding region: 1-840 (279 amino acids)
Source: RefSeq, a predicted model, not a curated record